UCGGCUUCUUCGCUGUUGCCGCCGCCGCCGCUGCCGCUGCCGCGGUUGCUGGGGGUGGGUGAGAGGAGGAGCUGUCGCCGACCCUGUAGAGUCCGCCUCUGCUGCUGUCUUUGCCUGAGGAGUCUUCCUUCCUGCUUCGCGCCCUGACUCCCGUGGUGUCGAGGGGGAGUCCCGUGGACACCUCGGCACGCAGUGGAGAUGCCUCUCUUUGCCACCAAUCCUUUCGAUCAGGAUGUUGAGAAAGCAACCAGUGAGAUGAAUACCGCUGAGGACUGGGGCCUCAUUUUGGAUAUUUGUGAUAAAGUUGGUCAGUCUCGCACUGGACCUAAAGACUGUCUUCGGUCUAUUAUGAGGAGGGUGAACCAUAAAGAUCCUCAUGUUGCUAUGCAAGCUUUGACUCUUCUGGGAGCAUGUGUAUCAAACUGUGGCAAAAUUUUUCAUUUAGAAGUGUGUUCAAGAGAUUUUGCUAGUGAAGUAAGCAACGUAUUAAAUAAGGGUCAUCCUAAAGUAUGUGAAAAAUUAAAAGCUCUUAUGGUUGAAUGGACAGAUGAAUUUAAGAAUGAUCCCCAGCUUAGUUUAAUAUCAGCAAUGAUUAAGAACCUCAAGGAACAAGGAGUUACUUUUCCAGCAGUUGGUUCUCAGGCUGCAGAACAAGCGAAAGCAAGCCCAGCUCUGGUAGCCAAGGAUCCUGAAACUGUGGCUAACAAAAAGGAAGAAGAAGAUUUAGCCAAAGCUAUUGAGCUGUCCCUGAAAGAACAAAGGCAACAGCCAGCCACACUUUCCAGUUUGUAUCCAAGUGCAUCCAGUCUCUUAACUAACCAUCAGCAUGAAGGUCGAAAAGUUCGUGCUAUAUAUGACUUUGAAGCUGCUGAAGAUAAUGAACUUACUUUUAAAGCUGGAGAAAUUAUUACAGUUCUUGAUGACAGCGACCCCAACUGGUGGAAAGGUGAAACCCACCAAGGCAUGGGGUUAUUUCCCUCUAAUUUUGUGACUGCGGAUCUCACUGCCGAACCAGAAAUGAUUAAAACAGAGAAGAAGACGGUACAAUUUAGUGAUGAUGUUCAGAUAGAGACAAUAGAGCCAGAGCCGGAACCAGCCUUUAUUGAUGAAGAUAAAAUGGACCAGUUGUUACAGAUGUUGCAAAGUACAGAUCCCAGUGAUGAUCAACCAGAUUUACCGGAGUUACUUCAUCUAGAAGCAAUGUGUCACCAGAUGGGACCUCUCAUUGAUGAAAAGCUGGAAGAUAUUGAUAGAAAACAUUCAGAACUCUCAGAACUUAAUGUAAAAGUGAUGGAAGCGCUUUCGUUGUAUACCAAGUUAAUGAACGAAGACCCAAUGUAUUCCAUGUAUGCAAAGUUACAGAAUCAGCAGUAUUAUAUGCAGUCAUCUGGUGUUUCUGGUUCUCAGGUAUAUCCAGGGCCUCCGCAAAGUGGUGCCUACCUGGUUACAGGGAAUGCACAGAUGAGCCAUCUCCAGAACUACAGUCUUCCCCCAGAGCAACUGUCUUCUCUCAGCCAAGGAGCCGUUCCAUCACCCGCAAACCCAGCCCUUCCUAGUCAGCAGGCUCAGACUUCUUAUCCUAAUACAAUGGUCAGUUCUGUCCAAGGAAAUACAUAUCCCACCCAGGCUUCAGUGUAUAGUCCUCCUCCUGCUGCUGCUGUUGCUGCUGACGUCACUCUGUACCAGAAUGCAGGAACUAAUAUGUCCCAGGUGCCAAACUAUAGCUUAACGUCAUCAACUCUGCCUCAACCAGUAGGCAGUCAACAGCCACCUCCACCGCAGCAGCCAUAUUCUCAGAAGGCUCUGCUAUAGGACUUGGGAUUCCUCUUUGUGGCAAAUAUCUGCUAAGUGCAGCCGACAACAUUAGGAGAUUCUUUAAUAUCUUAAGAUUUGUCUCUCCUUAGCUUAUAGGAAUCUAUCCUGGUCAACAAAUUUAAAUAUUCAUGAAGGUAGAACUCUGUUCAAUUUGCACUGACUUUUUAGAGUUCUCCUACCCCCACCUUCCACCCAGAGGAAUGAAACUACUUAUAACGUUUAAUUCCUUUUGAAAGAAUUGAUCCGAUAUUGUCUCGUAAAAUUACCUGGCUGAAAAAAGUCAAACUUACAAAAAGCUGUUGUGACAAAUGUUGUGUACAUAUAUUGAUGUAUAACUUCAUCAGUGGCCAUUUUGAAUCACACUGUUGAUCAUGUGAAUAUAUUUAACACUGUUAAAUUAAUUUGCAUUACUGUUUUAUUUUAACCAUGAAUGACUACCGUGUUUCGUAAUUUGUGUGAAUUUAAGGUAAUUACACUCUCCUUUUAAACAGCAAAAGAAGACAGUUGUCACGUAUUUACACGAAGGCAUUAUGUUGUCCGUGUUUUAGUUUCACAUUAAACUGAACCUUUUACUAAUUGUGAGCUAACAUAUGUAUGGUAUGUCUUUCUGCAGUCUCUGCGUACUACUAGCUGUCAUCACACCAUCGUACAGUAGCUGCGUUUUUGGUGCGGUUAUAUAGCAAAUGGUAACUUUCCUUAUUAAACUUUCACAUUUUGGCGUUUUAUUUCAGGAUAUUGUGGGACCAUGUGAUAAACUAAGUAGGAUCACGUCUUAUUUUUAAGGAAAUGUCAAUUUACUCUUUCCUAGUUGAACAUAGUAAUUAGAUUUCUAAGCUGUAUACUGUGUUUAUUGGUGGCAAUGACACCAAAGAUCGAGGCAACGGAAAGAAAUUUUUAAACUGGGAAAGCAAACAAACAAAACAUGAAUUACACUACAUUUUCAAAAUCUGUUGUAAUCAUUUAGGAUAUAAACAAAAUUUUGUUCAUCCGUCUUACCUGACUGCUAGUCUUUUAAGUGUGUUUUUAGCACAUUGUAUCCUUUAAUUCUUCAUUAAAGUGGGUGUAAGUUGAUGUUUCGAAGUAAUCUGUAUUCCUGACUUUGCUUAGCAGUUUAUGUAUUUAUUGUGAUCCUUCAAACUGGAUGUUUGGACUUCUCUCUCUCUUUUAAAGUUGAUCUAAUGAAAUCAUUUUUGGCUUCCUCUUCAGAAAUAUUUUUAAUUUUAAUUUGUUUCCUUUAAUCCAUAUGAAAAAUGCUUUCCACUGAGAUUUUAACCUUUCUUCUUAAAAUAUUUAUAAUUUCCUUGGUUAUGUUAUACUGUUAUUUAACACUUAUUUAAAUGACUGAAAAAUUGAGCAGAGUACUAUAUUAAAUUAAUUAACAAAUUUUCUACCAUAAACAAAAAUUUAAUUUGUGUUUCUUAAGACAGGGGAUUUUUUUUUUUUAAGACUGUUGUAAACAGGUAUCUUGUUUGCUUUUUGACAAAUGAUUUCAUCUUCGGCAAGAAAUCUCCUUAAUGGUGACUAAUUUUGUAGGUUCAAAUGUAGAGCACCAUCUUCAAUUUAAGUGUUUUACUCUAGUGUUAUAUAUUCCUGAGUUUGGGGUGUAUUGCCCUCAAAUAGAAAUUUUAAAAUUUGAAUCCAAACUUCAUAUUGUUUAAAUUAUUAGUAAUUUAUUUUCUGAUAAAGAUUGGAAAGCGUUGCAGUCUUUUUCCUUACAAUUUGAAUAUUUUAGCUCAACCGAUAGACUUCUUCCCAAUUUGUAUUGUAUUUCCCUUUGUCUUUUGAUAAAUUCUGGUUUACCAGUGUCAGAUGAGUCAUUUUCCUUUUUAAUUUUGAUAUCUUUCAUGCUAUAAAAUCAAUUACAAAUUUUUGAGUACAUCUUUUGCCCCAUAAAAGUCAAAGUAUGAUAAAAUGAAAAAAAAAAAAAUUUACCCUUACUACAAAGUAUAUACAUUUUUCUUUACCUAUUACAUUUUUUUUUUAUUAUUACAUUACUCAGUUGAAAGUUUAGAUGAUGAAUACUUAAAACUGAUACUAUAUUAUUUUGUGCCUUUCAUUUAAUAAGAAUGAAAAUACCAGGUGGAAAGAUUCCAAUAAAAUUUUUCCAAUGACAUGGCAAAUAUGGAAACAGGAAAGGACCAUUUAGGAGUUCAAAUUAUUUUUUCCUGAAACCUGUAUGUGUUGCACUUUUAAGAAAUCUUUUCUUUAAAAUAUAGCUGUCCCUAAUUUGAAGGAAUAAAAUUAUUUAUAAAUUGAGCUAACUAUAAUGUGAAUUUUUGUGAAGCAAAUUUUAUUUCCCAGUUUAUUUCCUUUAUAAAGUUGCAAGUUUGUUUCUAUAAAACAAUGACAUCCAAAUGAAAAAACAUUGAUCCAGUUACUGCCUAGUGUAAAUAGCGGAUAGAUUCCACAGCCAGUUGUAUGUUGUAUCAGUUUCUUAAACCUACUAGGAGUCUUUGUAGUAUGUACUUAAUACGAAUUUAUAGUCUUUUCUAACUCUGUGGUCGUUCUUCACUGUUAUCUGUCUCCCCUGCUCAGUGAGGGACCUUCUUAUGUACAUAGAGGUUUUCUUAUUAUUAAAAACUUUUGCAACUUUGAUUUUAUACUUCUUAAUUUUUGUAUUUAAAUGCUUAAUAGACCAUUAUAAUUGUUUUGUGAUAGAUACAGCUUUCAUAUAUGACAUAUGUUUCAUUCAACUUGAAAAUAUCUUUAGUUCAAAGCUUCAAGUUAUAUAAGACAAAUUAAUGCCCUAUAAAUGCAACUACAAAAAUUAUAUAAAUUCUCUAAAAUGAGGUCCAUUGGCAUAAUUGGUCAGUUUUUCAUGUUCUUAAUAUGUUAAAAUCACUAUUUUCUUUUCCUCAUCUGUUUUCUUUGUUUACUUACUAGUUAUACAAAUAAUUAUAACUUCUGUCUAUAUCACUUUUUAAAUAUAUAAUAACCAAAAUAUAGUUUAAAAUUUUCACUCUAGUCUCAUUUUUCUUUUUCUUUUAUUUGAUUUGCCUUUUUAGUAGAUUAACUGUUUGAACCCCUUAGAAUAAAAUAUAUAGAAUCUUACCUGGGAAUGUUUUCUCAAAGGCCUUAUAUUCAGUUCUCUUUUAUUUUAGUAUUAUGAUACAAUUACCUAUAUAUUAUUUUCUAUACUAUUUAUAAUUUUUUCCUGAUGACAUUCCAGAGCAUUUUUAAAUCUUGUUAUUUAAAAUCUUCUAUUUCGCUGCUGAACAAAGUUUAACAUUUUAUUGGUGAUAACUUGUAGUCUUAGUGUAAUUCACUGAUUUUCUGACUCCCUAGCUUCAGAUAACACUUUCCACUGCUGUCAUUGUGUGUUUGCUGCUUCUUUUAGACUCAUAGAAGUUCUAAUGAGUAUUAUAUAUGAAAUUCUUAAGAGUCAAUAAGCCACUAGAUAAAAGCUAAAGGGGCUGAUUUUAAUGCUCUUUGGUGCCUGGAGACUUUUAAAAAAAUACGUUUGUUUUAUAAAAGAGUAGCAUCAACUUUUUCAUCAGAUGUCUUGAUCAGUAACAGAUUUUUUGGUAUAUAGCCUCAGCAUAUGUAUGUGUAUUUAUGAAUUGUACAAGUUCUACUGUACGAAUACAUGUUAUAUAUUAUAAAACACACCAAAAAUAGAACCCUUAAAGGGGUGAGAGAAAAAAACGUUAAUGGAAACUCUGAUUUUUUUUUUCUGUAUCUCAGUGGAUCAUUUUGUUUAUGCCCUGCGAUGCGUG
Messenger RNA from Loxodonta africana (African savanna elephant), 5531 nucleotides. It is a transcript of the gene STAM, whose product is annotated as signal transducing adaptor molecule. Gene Ontology annotation, cellular component: ESCRT-0 complex. The record is from RefSeq and is a predicted model, not a curated record. The transcript has 14 exons. NCBI's taxonomy places the organism in Eukaryota, Metazoa, Chordata, Mammalia, Proboscidea, Elephantidae. The coding region runs from base 199 to 1812 and encodes 537 amino acids. Gene Ontology annotation, molecular function: phosphatidylinositol binding; ubiquitin binding. Gene Ontology annotation, biological process: protein transport to vacuole involved in ubiquitin-dependent protein catabolic process via the multivesicular body sorting pathway.